AUGGCUGCCAACAAACGGCAGCCUGCCUAUAACCAUACCCGUCAGGCCGGUAGAGGGAAAAGGCCUAAGGAACACUCCAAGGACGGGGCCCAGGCUAAAACCUUCAAGCAGUUCCCCCGGGUAGGAAAUCUAUCAGCAGAUCGCCGACAAAGGCAUCCUGUCGAAGCACCGGCAACUAAAAGACAGGACGGGGGAAAAAAAAAUCUCUAUUGCGACUACCAUAAGGGCUACGGCCACAAGACCCAAGAUUGUUUCGACCUAAAAGAUGCCUUGGAGCAGGCGAUCCGGGAAGAAAAGUUGGCCGAGUUCUCCCACCUUAUAAGAGAACCCCAGAGACGGGAUCGCGAUCGGCCUGGCGAUGACAAGAGCCGCACUGUGAAGCAGAGACAAGAACCAGAGGAGGACAAUGAGUGCAGCCUCACCAUCGUGAACGUCGUGGUCGAGAGAGACGUGGCUCCUAGGUCGAAAUCGGUAAAUAGGAAGGACACCAAAGUCUUGGCCGUGUCAUCAUCCAGUUCUGCCCUUCCCUCCAGGAGGAUACUGUCAAUAUCAUUCGGACCCAAGGACCAAUGGUUUGACGACUUACCAGAGAACCCUCCGAUGGUGAUCACAGCUAGAGUUGGAACUGGCUUAGUAAAGCGAAUCCUAGUGGACACUGGAGCCGACUCAAACAUCAUGUUUCGCAAUGUGUUUGAUGCUUUGGGCCUCCGAGAUGCCGACUUAAAGUCCCAUUGA
Molecule: messenger RNA, 735 nt
Organism: Arachis ipaensis
Lineage: Eukaryota; Viridiplantae; Streptophyta; Magnoliopsida; Fabales; Fabaceae
Source: RefSeq, a predicted model, not a curated record